ACUCAUGGCCAUCUUCCACUUUAUCGAGAUGAGAAUUUGCUGCUGACUUAGUUGAUACACUUCGUGAUGCUGUUGUCGAAGCAAAGACUGGUUUGCCUCGGCAUGACUUUGAUCGUCCGCUGUUGUGUUGUACAUCCUCUUGCAGAUUCCGGCACCGUGUCUCUGUCGUUAUCCUCGGUUACGGACUCCUCUCUGCAUGUCGCAAUCGAAGCUUGCAGAGGUCUCGUGAGCGAAUGUAAGAGCAGUAUGACGAUCGGUGAAGACUUCAUGGAGCCGCUUAAAAACGGUGAUGUUUACCCUCCAUCGAUCACCCCAACGGUGUUUACGGUCGUAGAUAAUUACAGUUCAGUAAUUCGAACAUUGAGCGAUGGACUCGGCAACAACCCAGUCGGCCAUGACGUCGAGGCGAAGGGCAUGUCGAAGUGGGUGUGGGGAGAGGUACGAGAGCAGCUCUGGUUGGCAGGACCCAUCAUGGUUAUGUAUGCGAUGCAGUACAUAAUGACUAUGGGGGGUGUUGUCUUCGUGGGUCAUCUCGGAGCUUUUUCUCUAGCUGCGAUGACGUUGGCCAACUCCUUCUGCGGCAUCACUGGCUACACCAUACUGACGGGAUUGGCAAGCGCCCUAGAGACGUUAUGUGGCCAAGCCCACGGAGCGAAGCAGUACGACCUGCUAGGAAUCUACUUGCAACGAGCGGUUUUCAUUUUGACUCUUGUAGCCUUGCCCAUCGGCCUUGUCUGGCUCAACAUGGCCCGCAUCCUCGUCGCCGUGGGCGAAGACCCCGUAAUUGCCGAAGCUGCACAAACCUUCACUUAUUUGCUGUACCCGAUCUUGAUCAUGUUUGGAGUACUGAUGCCGCUCAUUAAGUUCUUCCAAACUCAAGGAGCAGUGUUCCAGUUAAUGGUUUCCAUGGGACUGGUCGCAGUAUUACAUGUGGGACUUUGCUGGCUUUUCAUCGACAUAGUGGGUUUUGGCCUCCAUGGUGCAGCCAUGGCGAUGAAUAUAUCUAUCUUCAUUAAUUUAUGCCUUCUCUUUGCGUUCGUAAGAUUUUCUCCUCGAUUUGAGAACACAUUUACCUCAUUCUCAAUGGAAGCGUUCAAGGACUUCGGUGAAUUUUUACGUCUCGCUGUGCCGUCGGCGACGAUGAUGUGCUUGGAGACAUGGUCUUAUGAGAUUCUGACGCUGUUGUCGGGGCUGAUUCCUAACGCCAAACUAAACGUCUCAUCUUUCACCAUCUGUUUCGGCCUGCUUUCAUUAGCGAACCUGACUGCGCAGGCUCUCGGCGUCGCAACCAGUGUUCGAGUCUCGAAUGAACUUGGAGCAGGAAAGGCACAUGCAGCACGCUCCGCUGUGGCUGUAUCCGUGUCUAUUGGAUUAGCAAAUGGUGUAUCUGUGGCCAGUUCCAUCUACUUACUUCGAGACGUUUGGGGGAAUGCCUUCACCAGCGACUUGGAAGUUUCGCAGCUCGUGGCUCACACUGCACCAUAUCUCGCAGUACUCGCCGUUCUCUAUGCCUGCCAAGCCGUUCUUUCAGGAGUGAUGAGAGGUGUUGGAUGGCAACGUGCGGGUGCUAUUGCUAAUUUGGGAGCCUAUUACGGUGUUGGGUUACCCACCGCGCUGAUAUCAGUAUUCUUGUUCCGGUCUGAUUCAAAGGGUUUGUGGCUGGGUAUGGGUGUCGCCCUUCUGACACAAACCAUAAUCCUCAUCAGCAUCAUUCUCAGCACAGACUGGGAUAAGCUGGCACAGGAAGCAGUGCUGCGGUCACAUUCAUACAAGUCACGGCUACCCGUUUCGGCACCGCCUAUGCUCAAGCCCCUUCUAGAGGAGGAGGAGCAAUUACCAAAGAGCUUGGAAGACUGCCCUCGAGCGUUGUAAAUUCAUCACCUUUGUUGAGUCCUAAAUCGAAUAUUCUUCAUAGUAUGAAAGCUUGUGAUAAAAAUAUAUAAAAUCUUAUAAUUAUUUCAA
Molecule: messenger RNA, 1962 nt
Organism: Physcomitrium patens
Lineage: Eukaryota; Viridiplantae; Streptophyta; Bryopsida; Funariales; Funariaceae
Product: protein DETOXIFICATION 16
Biological process (GO): xenobiotic detoxification by transmembrane export across the plasma membrane
Cellular component (GO): membrane
Molecular function (GO): antiporter activity; xenobiotic transmembrane transporter activity
Source: RefSeq, a predicted model, not a curated record